AUGGGGCUAGCUUACAACACCUACCUGAAUAGCAGCAAGAUCUACGGCUGCAAGACAUGCAAGGCCCAUCUUGCUAACCAUGAGGAUAUCAUCAGCCGCAAUUUCCGCGGUCAACAUGGCAAGGCCUAUCUCUUUCACAACGUCGUCAAUAUCGAGACGGGUCCUCCGAACGAACGUAACAUGACGACCGGUCGACACGUAGUCCGUGAUAUUACAUGCCGUCAGUGCAAGGAGACCGUUGGAUGGAAGUAUGAUAAGGCUUACGAAUCUUCGGAGAAGUAUAAGGAGGGAAAGUUUAUUCUUGAGGCUGAGCUGCUAUGUAAUGUUACUUGA
Fusarium tjaetaba is the source of this 333-nucleotide messenger RNA. Its product is annotated as Yippee-type zinc-binding protein. The record is from RefSeq and is a predicted model, not a curated record. Gene Ontology annotation, cellular component: ubiquitin ligase complex. The transcript has 2 exons. The coding region runs from base 1 to 333 and encodes 110 amino acids. NCBI's taxonomy places the organism in Eukaryota, Fungi, Ascomycota, Sordariomycetes, Hypocreales, Nectriaceae.